Molecule: messenger RNA, 1571 nt
Organism: Cylicocyclus nassatus
Lineage: Eukaryota; Metazoa; Nematoda; Chromadorea; Rhabditida; Strongylidae
Source: the annotation of a GenBank genome assembly
AGUUUUCUCUAGGGAAAAUAUGACGGAACACAGGAAAAAGGAGCGGCGGAAAGAGGGAUCCGUUGUUGAAUGCAACUCUCCAAAUGCAACAUUAUUGGAAAACGCUUCGGACCUUGCUUCAAAAUACGACUCUAUGCAGCCUUCUUGUGCCAGUGAUGAUGUAGAUGGUUUGGUGUGCGAAGAACGUUCGUCAUCUCCUGUUGUUAACAACUUUGUGAUUGAUUCCGAUGAUGACUGCGACAGGAACGCUAAUGAAAUAAAUGGUGACGAUGGAAAUAGUCAUGCAAACUUCUCUAGUUCAUGUGGUGCAGAAGUGAUCACGCACAACCUAGACACGAAUAGAGCAUAUCGGCAGCGUCAUGCACUUCCACCAAAAGGAUCAAAAGAAAGAGCAGAAAUUCUGAAGGAGAACGCGAAGAGACGUAUUCAGGAGUCAGCAAAAAGACAUCAAUGUCCGUACUGCGAGUAUUGCGCACCGUUUCCUAGCAAAGUCAAACGUCACAUAGCUAGUUGGCACAGCGAUUCGCAUUGUUGCCCUGACUGCCACGCGAAAUUCAGUACAUACUCCAUGCUGCGGAAGCAUAUUUCUAUAGAGCAUCCGAAGACACAUAAGUGUCAGUUUUGUGACUACUCGCACAAGAUUCGAGCUUAUGUACGCAAGCAUACCAUCGCUAAUCAUGAGAAGGGUAUGCUGUGCACGAUAGCAGGAUGCAAUAAGCGCGUAUCACGUUGGAGGUUACGAGCUCACUUGGAACAAGAGCACCCUCUUUUUGAAUUGAAGAACUCUUCGUCCGACUCUUCCUCCCCAGCAAUCGAAGCUGAUUUGGCUCUGAAAUGUUCACAAUGCAGUUUUGAGACCGAUGAGCUGGAAGAUUACAACUCGCAUGUGCAAAACGCUCAUGGGUCUGGAAUAGAAUGCCCUAUUCCCGGAUGUUCUAUUCGCUUUCUACUUGGUGAUAUGGACAGACAUUUCUCAUCAAUGCAUGACCAUUCUGAGUUGGAACAUGAUCUGCGAAAAUCUCUGUUGGAAAGUAGAUACGAAGCCAGUUGCACAACGACAACAAUCUCUGAUUGUGUUUCGACCUCUAGCUGCUCUGAAACGCCCUCUUCGAUUGUCGACUUUGCUACCCCUAAACACUCUCUACGAGGGAUUCCCGAAAACAACCAAGGCCGCACAGACUUUCAAUGCAGCAUCUGCAGAAGAGAAUAUGGAAACUAUCGCCUUCUAAGGAAGCAUAUAAAAAGUGUUCAUGAAAAGAGUUAUGCUACUUACACUCGUCUACCGAAGUAUGCUUGCAAUAUCGACGAUUGCAAGAAGGUGUUUACCACCUCUGGCCUUCUACAGGAUCACAUCAACAUGCACAAAGAUGUGAAGCCCUACACUUGUACUCAUUGUGACCGCUCUUUCCAUGCGAGAGCAAGAUUUGCUGUGCAUCUCUCGAAAUAUCAUGGAGCAAGCAUACGUGAUUACUGUUGUGUUUCUAAUUUUUUGACACAAAGUGUACAUGGUAAGCGAGAAUAAUAGAGUUUGAAUUCACCUGUCAGAAUUCUAUUUUUUCCAUAGAUAGGCA